CGGGAGCGCGGCGGCGGCAGAUGCUGCGGCGGCGGCUGUGCCUCCUUCGGCCACAUCCCGCGGCCGGUGCGCCCGCCCGGCGCGCUGCGCUACGGCGCCGCCGCGCAGCCUGCCCCAGCCGCCGCCGCCGCAGCGGCCCCGCGCCUCGCCCCAGCGGCGGGGCGGUGGAUGCCGAGCCCUCCUCGCCCCGGCAGCCAGCGGGCAGCUGUCCUGCGGCCGAGCCCCUCGGAGCCGGAUCGGCGCGCUCGCACGGACACGGGGACACACGGGCGCACACGCACGCCCUGGGGGGGGGCAAGCCGAGGAUGCUGCAGCUGGGCAAGGUCAGGACCUUGCGGUGAAGCCCGGAGCCGUCGCUCGCCCCCCCCCCCCCGCUCCCCCGCUUCAUUCUCGCUUAGCGGACUGAGGAUUUGCUGUUGGGUUUUGGUAUAUGUUUGGGAGCAAGCAGGCUGAAUCGGCGCCGAUCGAAACUAUGCCUGUUCCAGACCAGCCCUCGUCUUCUGACAAGACAAGUUCCCUUAGUCCUGUGUUGAACACAUCCAAUGGUGAUGGCUCUGAAACUGAGACAACCUCUGCCAUUCUAGCUUCAGUCAAAGAACAGGAACUGCAGUUUGAGAGACUGACUCGAGAACUUGAGGCUGAACGUCAGAUUGUGGCGAGCCAGCUGGAGAGAUGUAAGCUUGGAUCAGAAACUGGAAGCAUGAGCAGCAUUAGUUCAACAGAAGAGCAGUUUCACUGGCAAACACAAGAUGGUCAGAAGGAUAUAGAAGAUGAACUCACCACUGGUCUGGAGCUGGUGGACUCCUGUAUUAGAUCGCUGCAGGAAUCAGGGAUACUUGAUCCACAGGACUAUUCAGCCAGUGAAAGGCCCAGCCUUCUCUCCCAGAGUGCACUCCAGCUCAAUUCCAAACCUGAAGGAUCCUUCCAGUACUCAGCCAGCUACCACAGCAACCAGACCCUCGCCCUGGGCGAAACAGCAUCCGCCCAGCUCCCGUCCCGCAGCAGUCAGGCCAGAGGUGCCAUCCAGAGCUACAGCCAGCAGGGCCCGGGGGGCCGCGGCGCCCACCCGGGCGGCCCGGAGCCGCCGCCGCCGCCCGCCGCCCCGCAGCCGCGGGAGCCCUUCGCGCCCAGCCACGGCAGCGCCUUCCACCUGCCCGAGCCCCAGCACGCCGCCGCGCUCUACUACGCCAGCUCCACGCUGCCGGCGCAGCGGGUGAGCUCCCCGCUGCCCGCCCAGCCCGGCGGCUCCCCCACCAAGCUGCCGCGGGCCGGCUCCGCCGCCGAGGGCGCCGCCUACGCCACCGCGCAGCGCCUCUCCUCCCCGAAGCAGUCCCCCAGCCGCCUGGCCAAGUCCUACAGCACCAGCUCGCCCAUCAACAUCGUCGUCUCCUCGGCGGGACUGUCGCCGUCCCCCAUCCGAGUGACCUCCCCGCCCACCGUCCAGUCUAACAUUUCCUCCUCUCCUAUCCACCAGUUAAGCUCCACCAUCGGCACUUACGCCACCCUGUCGCCUACCAAGCGGCUUGUUCACGCUGCCGAUCAGUACAGCAAGCACUCCCAGGAGCUGUACGCCACCGCCACCCUGCAGAGACCCGGCUCCCUCGCAGCUGGGUCUCGGGCAUCUUACAGCAGCCAGCACAGCCACCUUGGCUCCGAGUUAAGGGCACUGCAGUCUCCAGAACACCAUAUAGAUCCUAUUUACGAAGACAGAGUUUAUCAGAAGCCCCCUAUGAGGAGUCUCAGCCAGAGUCAGGGGGACCCUCUGCAACCAGCACACACAGGCACAUAUCGCACUAGUACAGCCCCAUCUUCCCCUGGUGUCGACUCCGUACCCUUACAGCGCACAGGCAGUCAACACGGCACACAGAACGCAACCGCGACCUUCCAGAGGGCCAGCUAUGCGGCCGGCCCAGCCUCCAAUUACGCAGACCCCUACCGACAGCUGCAGUAUUGUCCUUCUGUUGAAUCACCAUACAGCAAAUCUGGGCCAGCCAUCCCACCCGAAGGGACCUUGGCUAGGUCACCUUCCAUUGAUAGCAUUCAGAAAGACCCCAGAGAGUUUGGAUGGCGGGAUCCAGAGCUUCCAGAAGUUAUACAGAUGUUACAGCAUCAAUUUCCCUCAGUACAGUCAAAUGCUGCAGCCUACUUACAACACCUCUGUUUCGGAGACAAUAAAAUAAAAGCAGAGAUAAGAAGACAAGGCGGAAUACAAUUACUGGUGGACCUAUUGGACCAUCGGAUGACAGAAGUCCACCGUAGUGCCUGUGGAGCUUUGAGGAACUUGGUAUACGGGAAAGCAAAUGAUGACAACAAAAUAGCUCUGAAAAACUGUGGUGGUAUCCCAGCAUUAGUACGGUUACUCCGCAAGACUACAGAUUUGGAAAUCAGAGAACUGGUCACAGGAGUUCUCUGGAAUCUAUCCUCCUGUGAUGCACUGAAAAUGCCAAUCAUCCAGGAUGCCCUUGCAGUGUUGACCAAUGCAGUGAUCAUCCCUCACUCUGGAUGGGAAAACUCUCCACUCCAGGAUGAUCAUAAAAUACAGCUCCAUUCAUCACAGGUGCUGCGCAAUGCCACUGGGUGCCUAAGGAAUGUCAGCUCUGCUGGAGAGGAGGCCCGCAGAAGAAUGAGGGAGUGUGAUGGCCUGACAGAUGCAUUGCUGUACGUGAUCCAGUCUGCUCUGGGGAGCAGUGAAAUUGAUAGUAAGACCGUUGAAAACUGUGUGUGCAUUUUGAGGAACCUCUCAUACAGGCUAGCUGCAGAAACAUCUCAGGGACAGCAGAUGGGAACAGAUGAACUUGAUGGAUUACUCUGUGGUGAUGCCAAUGGAAAAGAUGCAGAGAGUUCAGGGUGCUGGGGGAAGAAGAAGAAGAAAAAGAAAUCACAAGAUCAGUGGGAUGGCGUAGGACCUCUCCCAGACUGUGCAGAACCACCCAAAGGAAUCCAGAUGCUGUGGCACCCUUCAAUAGUCAAACCCUACCUCACACUUCUUUCUGAGUGCUCAAAUCCAGACACGCUGGAGGGGGCAGCAGGGGCACUGCAGAACUUGGCUGCUGGGAGUUGGAAGUGGUCAGUGUACAUCCGCGCUGCCGUCCGCAAAGAGAAAGGAUUGCCCAUCCUGGUGGAGCUGCUCCGGAUAGACAAUGACCGGGUGGUGUGUGCAGUUGCUACAGCUUUACGAAACAUGGCCUUAGAUGUCAGAAAUAAAGAGUUAAUAGGCAAGUAUGCCAUGAGGGAUCUGGUCCACCGACUGCCAGGCGCUAACAACAGCAACAGCUCAGCGAGCAAGGCCAUGUCUGAUGACACCGUUACUGCCAUUUGCUGCACUCUGCAUGAAGUCAUCACUAAAAACAUGGAGAAUGCCAAGGCCUUACGAGACGCAGGCGGCAUUGAGAAACUGGUUGGCAUAUCUAAGAGUAAAGGAGACAAGCAUUCGCCCAAAGUGGUGAAAGCAGCAUCUCAGGUCCUCAAUAGUAUGUGGCAGUACAGAGACCUGAGAAGUCUCUACAAGAAGUGGGCGUCCCCAAGCUUCAGUGUGACUGAUGACAGAGGAUUUUCACCAACCCACGACUCUGGGUCAUGGCACGCUCAGCAUACUCUCUCCCAGAGCCAAGAAAACAGAAUCUAUUCCCCAACCCAGGAUGGAUGGUCACAGUAUCACUUUGUAGCCUCAUCUUCAACAAUAGAAAGGGAUCGGCAAAGACCGUACUCCUCAUCCCGCACGCCCUCCAUCUCUCCCGUGCGCAUGUCUCCCAACAACCGCUCAGCAAGUGCCCCAGCCUCACCUCGGGAAAUGAUCAGCCUAAAAGAAAGAAAAACAGACUAUGAAUCAACUGGAACUAACGCCACUUACCAUGGAAGUAAGGGAGAACACACUUCUAGGAAAGACACCAUGACAGCUCAGAACACUGGAAUCUCAACUUUGUACAGGAAUUCAUAUGGUGCACCUGCUGAAGAUAUCAAACAUAACCAGGUUUCAACACAGCCAGUUCCACAGGAGCCCAGCAGAAAAGAUUAUGAACCAUAUCAGUCAUUUCAGAAUUCAACAAGAAACUAUGACGAGUCCUUCUUUGAGGACCAAGUGCAUCAUCGUCCACCUGCAAGCGAAUACAACAUGCACCUGGGACUAAAGUCAACUGGCAACUACGUCGACUUCUACUCAGCUGCUCGUCCCUAUAGUGAACUUAACUAUGAAACAAGCCACUAUCCAGCCUCUCCCGACUCCUGGGUUUGAGACUUGGGCAGAUACAAAAGCUCCAGGAACUGUGCAUGUGCAUGCAUACCACGAGACAUUUUUUUUCCUGCAAAUUUAGUUUGUUAAAGCCUGUUCCAUAGGAAGGCACAGAUAACCAGUAUGGAAAAAAUUAAGAGAUUUUUUUAGAAGGCUAUAAGAUAUGAAAGCUAAACCUGGGAGUAAUUAGAAAGAAAUAUAUAUAUACUUAUAUAUAUUUUACAGUGUGGGGCAACUUUACUGUUGGCCUGUAGAGUCUAAAGUUCAGUGCUGUAUAUUGAACGUGGCUGAAGGAAGGAGGAAGAACAUGACAGUGGAUCUGGGUCAAGAGUUAAGCACAAGUUACUGAGCAGCGUACAUACUUUAUGGGGAACAGCUUCUCACACCUUGUUUAAUAUCCUCAUUCAUUGUGAAUCUAGGCUUCAAGUUGCAUUUGGGGUUUCCUCUGUACAGCAAGAUGUUUCUUGCCUUUUGUUAAUGCAUUGUUGUAAAGUAUUUGAUGUACAUUACAGAUAAAAAAGAAAAGGUGCAUUGUGUAUAUUACACCAAUGCCACAGUGUUUCUUCAUCUAUGGUUCUAAAUAUUGCUUCAAUUUCAAAUUUUGAAAGAUGUAUGAAUUUCCAGUUUUUUGUUUUCUUUUCCCCGGUGCGUUUUAACAAAAAAAAAAAUCAAAAAAAUCAAAAAAACAAAAAGGAAUAUUUAGCAGUAUUGUUUGUUCUGAUAUGUGACUUUGUUUGUGGCAACUCAAAAAAAGGCAUUCAGCAGUUUCUGACAAUUAACAUUCAUCAUUCCACACUCCUUGUCAACAAAGUGCUUUUUCACUGCCUAAAAUUUUAGAUGUAGAUAUUUGAAAUAGAUUUUUUUCAUUUAUACCAGUUUUCUUUAUGAUGAUACAGUGUUAAAAGAAAAUAAAUUACAAUUGAUCUGUCAUCCAUAUUUGCUAAGAAUGUCUAUUUCCAAGAACCUACCAUACAAAUACACAUUCUUACUCGUGUGUGUCCA
Molecule: messenger RNA, 5230 nt
Organism: Passer domesticus (house sparrow)
Lineage: Eukaryota; Metazoa; Chordata; Aves; Passeriformes; Passeridae
Gene: CTNND2
Product: catenin delta 2
Exons: 23
Coding region: 431-4231 (1266 amino acids)
Biological process (GO): dendritic spine morphogenesis; cell-cell junction assembly; cell-cell adhesion
Cellular component (GO): plasma membrane; postsynaptic density; cytoplasm
Molecular function (GO): cadherin binding
Source: RefSeq, a predicted model, not a curated record